Messenger RNA from Anas platyrhynchos (mallard), 2624 nucleotides. It is a transcript of the gene CSNK2A1, whose product is annotated as casein kinase 2 alpha 1. Gene Ontology annotation, cellular component: cytosol; nucleus; protein kinase CK2 complex. Gene Ontology annotation, molecular function: ATP binding; protein serine/threonine kinase activity. The record is from RefSeq and is a predicted model, not a curated record. Lineage: Eukaryota; Metazoa; Chordata; Aves; Anseriformes; Anatidae. Gene Ontology annotation, biological process: peptidyl-threonine phosphorylation; regulation of cell cycle; peptidyl-serine phosphorylation.
GCGCACCCCCUCCGUUCCCGCCCAGCUCCUCUCUAUGGUAACUUCCGCUUCCGGCGCUGCCUCGCUCUGGUCCCUGCGGCUGGCGGCCGAGCCUUGUGCCUCCGCCAUAUUGUCUGUGUGCGCCCGGCGGGCGGCGGCUCCGGCAGUUGGAAGAAUCUUGAGGCCUGCCUGAGGCCUUUCUCCCCUGUCCAGCCUCGGAGUUCGGGUAGCCCCUGGUUUCAGACAUCUCCUCACUCCCACCUGCCAACCUGUCUGAUAUGUCGGGACCCGUGCCGAGCAGGGCCAGGGUUUACACGGAUGUGAACACACACAGACCCCGGGAGUACUGGGACUACGAGUCGCAUGUUGUUGAGUGGGGGAAUCAAGAUGACUACCAGCUAGUUCGCAAGUUAGGCCGGGGCAAAUACAGUGAAGUAUUUGAAGCCAUCAACAUAACAAAUAAUGAAAAAGUAGUUGUUAAAAUUCUGAAGCCUGUUAAAAAGAAGAAAAUCAAGCGUGAAAUCAAGAUCUUAGAAAACUUGCGAGGCGGUCCCAAUAUAAUCACUCUUGCAGAUAUAGUAAAAGACCCUGUGUCUCGGACCCCUGCUUUGGUUUUUGAACAUGUAAACAACACAGACUUUAAGCAAUUAUACCAGACAUUAACAGAUUAUGAUAUUCGAUUCUACAUGUAUGAGAUUUUGAAGGCUCUAGAUUACUGCCAUAGCAUGGGAAUCAUGCACAGAGAUGUGAAACCUCACAACGUCAUGAUUGACCAUGAGCACAGAAAGCUUAGACUAAUAGACUGGGGUUUGGCUGAAUUCUAUCACCCUGGCCAAGAGUAUAAUGUCAGAGUGGCUUCCAGAUAUUUCAAAGGACCUGAGCUCCUGGUAGAUUAUCAGAUGUAUGAUUACAGUCUGGAUAUGUGGAGCUUGGGUUGCAUGUUGGCUAGUAUGAUAUUCCGAAAGGAGCCAUUUUUCCAUGGCCAUGACAACUAUGAUCAGCUGGUGAGGAUAGCCAAAGUGCUGGGCACAGAAGACCUCUAUGACUACAUUGAUAAAUACAACGUCGAACUGGAUCCACGUUUCAAUGACAUCCUGGGCAGACACUCCCGUAAGCGAUGGGAGCGCUUUGUUCAUAGCGAGAACCAGCACCUGGUGAGUCCAGAAGCUCUGGAUUUCUUAGAUAAGCUGUUGCGAUAUGAUCACCAGUCACGACUCACAGCAAGAGAAGCCAUGGAACACCCCUACUUCUAUCCCAUUGUGAAAGACCAGGCUCGGAUGAGCUCCUCCAACAUGCCGGGUGGCAGCACUCCUGUCAGCAGUGCGAGUAUGAUGUCAGGGAUUUCCUCAGUGCCAACACCUUCGCCCCUUGGACCUCUAGCAGGCUCGCCCGUCAUUUCUGCCACCACCACGCUGGGGAUGCCCGUUCCAGCUGCUGCCGGCGCUCAGCAGUAGUGAUGGGCUCUGCCGAGUCAGGUGGGGAAGAGGUUUCCCCCUCCGCCUCUCCUCAGGACGCAGCUCGUGCCUGGCAGGGGAAGGGAGGGGAUGAACGCUUUGGAGGCACCGUGUCUGAACUGUUGCUUGUGGAUUUAUAGUAGUUCAGUCAUUAUAUACAAAAUUAUUAUAGGCUGAUUUUUUUCUUUUUUUUUUUUUUUUUUUUUUUUACUUGAACUUUUCGUAACUCAGGGGAUUCCCUGAAAAUACCUACAGAUGGAAUAUUUCUUGGACAGUUUCCCACCCCACCCCACCUCACCCACUCCCCUCCCCCUUAAAAAAAAAAAACACAAAAAAACACAAAAAACUCCUCAUUUAAGAACAAAGCCGAAUCGACAGCAUUUCCCAGCUCUUGCAUCCUGCUGGAAAUCUCUCCACCUUCCCACAUUCCUCCUCCACCAGCCUAAGGCCCUGGGGGCUCGUGCUGCCCGGAGCCCCCCACCCCAGGUCUCCGUGAGGCAGGAGGGGGGGGCUCCUGCACCCCGGUUUUGCUCGGGGCCCGCUGAGGAGACACCCCCGGUGCACAGAGAGGUGGCUUAAGUCUAAAAGAUGCCUCUAAACCUCUAAAAGAUUGACUCCUGGCUCCCCCACGGUGCCGCCUCACCCCUUUGCAUGUAAUUUUAGUCUUAAAACCACGGAAUUACGAACCAGGAGGUUCCUCAACCACCACGCUCCUCAUCCCACUGCUGCUCGGGGGGAGGAGGCAGCGCCCUGCUCUGCUCCUUUCCCCCCCCCCCCCAGGACCUUUCCUACCCCUCAAGCUCCCCAUUUCUUCUCAACAAAUCUCAUUUUUAAGCCAUUUCUCUAGGUUUUGAACCCGUGGCUACCUGAGAGCUGCAGCACCCGGGGUCAGACCCAAACCCCCCCAAAUUCUGCACCCCCAAAUUGUUCGCCCCCAUCCCAGCCUGUGCCACGGGUGGAGGCCACCGGUGCCCUGGGUGUCCCCUCAGUGUCCCCUUUCAGUCCCCUCACGGUGCCCGGGGGGCCAGGAGCCAGCAGCAGCCACCGGGUGCCCUGGGUGGGGGUCCCUCAGUAACCCCCCCCCCCUUUAUCCCGGCCCCGCUGUGUAUAUAAUCUCUUUGUCCUUCAUAUGUGAAAGCUCCAGUGUUGGAAUUUUGGUGUAAAUAAACAUUUGGUUUUAUUUAUCGAGGU